CCCCCAUAUCUCGCCCUUCUGCCCCAACACGCCUGAAUACAUCCUACUCACUGAGGACAACAAGGUGACUCAGGACGCUCUGCAAACAAUCACACGGAUCCAUUAUGAGUAUUCCUGGAUCGUUUCCGGAGAGCCCGCUCAUGCCUGCUCUAAGCUCAUUGAAGGAGCCGGAAUCUCUGACUCUGGACGAGAACGGCAAAGAGAGUAACUUAGUCUGUCGUAUUAGCCCCAACCAUACUCAGAAGACCAUAUUCACUGCUCGUGAAGAUGGCGAAGCAAUUCUGGAACAGGCUUACGCCUCCAUUUUGCAAGAUACAUCCAUCCGUCGCCUGCCGGGACGAUCCACUGCACCCAUGUGGUCCAUGAAAGACUCUUUGAUACAAUAUAGGGAUCGAAUGACACGACAGAAGGAGACUGAACAGUCAGUACAGGAACUCAGUGGGAUGAUUCAGCAGCUGUUGGAAACCUAUACGAGCCUUGUCGGUGGAUCCGACGGAAUGGGCGUGACUCCAUCAGGUGCCAGAGGGCUCAAGGUUAUUGCCCUCCUCCGCGAACGAAACGAGCACGAGAAAGCCAACGAGGAACUCUGCAGUAUUCUUGAUAAUUGGGACGAAUUAGUGGACAAGCCCCCAAGCCUCGACUACGUGUACUGUUCCCAUGGUUCGAUAAGGAAAGACUGGCAAUCAUCAUAUAUACCUCGAUGGGCCAAUACGCUCGGUGAAACUAUCGCGACUGGAGCUAAGGCCGCCGGUACACUCGCUUCGGAUGUCCUUGAGACUGUCGGAAAAUACGGAUACGAGGGAAUGCAGAAGGCUUCUGGUGUCGUCAACGAAGUUUGGAAAAGAGGUCCAACAGACUGUGCAAAGUCGACGUGGAACUGGAUGGCCUCAACGCUUGGUUCAGCGUAUGGCAACAUUGCUUCCAGGUUCUCGAGCCAUUACGGACACUGGGACAAGGCUCCUUCUACCACUUCACCACAUCUCAGAACGCUGGCUAGCGAGGCCUGCUCCGACGAUCGAAUAGGCGACAUCACCAGACGCACUGACCAGUCUGGUAAAGGGAGCAAUGGGUUAAGCCUCGCCAGAGCUCAAUCUUCGGUCCUUCAGAGUUUGAGGAGCCGUUUGCACGGGUCGCAACCAUACUCUGUAGCCAGUGCUCUGUUGUAGAACCGUCAUGGCAAUUAUCACGAGUGCCCUGUUCCCGCCCCACAUGAUCGCACCAUGAACAACAAAUAGAUGCAUCGUCAAGAUGGGUCAUGUCAAUGAUGUACAAGCUCAGGAUCGAGGUUUGAGA
This is a messenger RNA of Kockovaella imperatae, 1293 nucleotides long. RefSeq lists its product as hypothetical. The transcript is spliced from 2 exons. The record is from RefSeq and is a predicted model, not a curated record. Lineage: Eukaryota; Fungi; Basidiomycota; Tremellomycetes; Tremellales; Cuniculitremaceae. The coding region runs from base 105 to 1166 and encodes 353 amino acids.